AUGGAUACAGGCGCAUCAAGGCUGAGAAGCGGGCUGGUAAUAGCCUGCUGCUUUUUAUUGCGGUCGACGAGAGAUGCGGCAGUGCUGGGCCACGGCAGGCUAAUGGAUCCGCCGGCGCGCAACAGCAUGUGGCGCUUCGGCUUCCCGAAUCCUGUCAACUAUAACGACAACGAGUUGUAUUGCGGCGGUUACUCGGUGCAGUGGGUGCAAAACGAGGGUAGGUGCGGAAUAUGCGGAGACGCUCAUCACCUAGAAGAGCCAAGGCCCCACGAGGCCGGCGGAGAGUACGCCAAGGGAACGAUAGUCCGGCAUUACCAAGUUGGACAGGAAAUCGACGUCGAAGUGGAACUCACGUCCAACCACCAAGGCUACUUCGAAAUGUACGUUUGCCCGAACAACAAUCCCAGGCGCGAAGCCACGCAGGAAUGCUUCGACAGAUACCCGCUGUACUUGUCCGGGACGAGAGAAGUGCGCUUUGCCAUACCGCCGGAUUCCGAUAAGAAGGCCAUUUUCCGCUACAAGGUCGACCUGCCACCUUAUCUCACGUGUAGCCAGUGCGUGCUCCAAUGGACGUAUUACACAGCCAACAUGUGGGGAACUUGCGAGAAUGGCACUGAGGCCGUCGGUUGCGGUCAGCCGGAGACGUUCAGGAAUUGCGCCGACAUCAGCGUAAUCACCAGCGCCGCCGGCUUGCCACCUAUUUUCGUGCAGCAAGACAAUCCCUUCUUGCUUUACUACAGAGAUUACGAUGCUCCCAGCCACGUCUUCCCGCUUGUCGUCAGAUCUCAGGUGUGCCUGCCGAAUGACCUCUAUCGUCGCAUACCCGGAAUGACCGACUGGUGUCAAACCAACUGCCUUCGCUAUCCUCCAAAUUGCCCUCGGUCUAUCUGCACCUGCCCAGAAACUUGCGAAGCUAUUGGAGAACUUGCCGGAAGAGACGGAGCAGAGGAAUAUUGCCUGGACCAGUGCUUGGUGUAUCCGAGCAAGUGUCCCAGCAAGCGAUGCCGAUGCCAUUAAUCAUAGCGAUGACUAUUGGAUUCAAUGUGAUAAACAUAGACUGUAAUGUCGGCUGAAAUGAUUUUUUUUUUUUUUUUAUUACGCGUGACUUAUUCAGAGCAAG
Phymastichus coffea is the source of this 1120-nucleotide messenger RNA. RefSeq lists its product as uncharacterized. The transcript has 8 exons. The record is from RefSeq and is a predicted model, not a curated record. Bases 1 to 1017 code for a protein of 338 amino acids. Lineage: Eukaryota; Metazoa; Arthropoda; Insecta; Hymenoptera; Eulophidae.